GCGAAAGAAGAAGAGAAAGGAGGACUGUCCUUUCAAACUCUCACUACCUGUGAAUGACUUCCUGAGCCUCGCAACGACAAAACCUUGCGCGUUUCUCUUGGAUUAUAAACACCAGAUUUCUGUUUCAUUAAAAGAUCAAUCAUGCGUGUUGUUCUUUUGACUGCGUGGGUUCUGUUCCUGCUUGUGAAGAAAGGUACGGCAGGCAGAACCAAAAGGGAGCUGGCCAGCCCUCUGCAUGCUGCCGGCAUCAGGGACCCACAUGGCUCCUACUGCGAGAGGAGAGGAGGUUGCUGCCCUGGCAGAGAUGACCUUUGCACUGUGCCCUACCUGGACACAAUCUGCUAUUGUGACUUGUUCUGCAACCGAACCAUCUCUGACUGCUGCCCGGACUUCUGGGGUCACUGUCUGGGCAUUGAGCCCCCAUUCAUUGGUACCUGUGAAAGAAAUGGAAACAAGUUUUAUACAGGGCAAACAUACAAAGAAAACUGCAAUUUAUGUACAUGUGGGUCUUCAGGACGCUGGCAGUGUGAGCAGAAUGCAUGUCUGAUUGAAGCUGACGUCAUCCAUGCUGUCAACCGAGGAAACUACGGAUGGAAGGCGGCUAACUACAGUCAGUUCUUUGGCAUGACUUUGGAAGAAGGUAUCCGCUUCAGGCUGGGCACACAAAGACCUUCCAGCACUAUCAUGAAGAUGAAUGAAAUUCAGAUGAACAUGGAUCCUCAGAAUGACCAUCUGCCGCUCCACUUCAAUUCAGUGGAGAAGUGGCCUGGAAAGAUUCACGAACCGCUGGAUCAGGGCAACUGUGCCGCCUCAUGGGCAUUUUCAACUGCAGCUGUGGCAUCAGACCGAAUCUCCAUUCAGUCCAUGGGUCACAUGACUCCUCAGCUGUCGCCCCAAAAUCUUAUUUCCUGUGACACCCGUAACCAAGGAGGCUGCGCAGGAGGGCGUGUAGAUGGAGCCUGGUGGUACCUACGGCGCCGUGGAGUUGUGACAGAGGACUGUUACCCAUACCAUCCUCCCCAGCAAACCCCAGCAGAGGUGGGGCGCUGCAUGAUGCAGAGUCGCUCAGUGGGACGGGGCAAGAGGCAAGCCACACAGCGUUGUCCCAACACACAGAACUACAACAAUGACAUCUACCAGUCCACACCACCCUACAGGCUCUCAUCCAAUGAAAAGGAAAUUAUGAAGGAGAUCAUGGAUAAUGGCCCUGUUCAAGCUAUUAUGGAGGUUCACGAGGACUUCUUCGUCUACAAGAGUGGGAUCUACAAACAUACUGAUGUCAGCAAUGCCAAACAGCCACAGUACCGCAAACAUGGCACACACUCAGUCAGGAUCCUUGGGUGGGGAGAGGACAGAGACUACAAUGGGACACCAAGGAAAUAUUGGAUCGCUGCCAACUCCUGGGGAAAGAACUGGGGGGAGGAUGGCUACUUCCGUAUCGCUCGAGGAGACAAUGAGUGCGAGAUUGAAACAUUUGUGAUCAGCGCGUGGGGCAGAAUCACCAUGGAAGACAUGCGCAAUCAUCACCACCAUCAUCGCCGCAGGCACAUUUAAA
Cyprinodon tularosa is the source of this 1555-nucleotide messenger RNA. RefSeq names its product tubulointerstitial nephritis antigen-like 1 (gene tinagl1). Gene Ontology annotation, molecular function: cysteine-type peptidase activity; peptidase inhibitor activity. The record is from RefSeq and is a predicted model, not a curated record. Gene Ontology annotation, cellular component: lysosome. Gene Ontology annotation, biological process: proteolysis. Bases 142 to 1554 code for a protein of 470 amino acids. The transcript is spliced from 12 exons. Lineage: Eukaryota; Metazoa; Chordata; Actinopteri; Cyprinodontiformes; Cyprinodontidae.